Messenger RNA from Cryptococcus deneoformans JEC21, 916 nucleotides. RefSeq lists its product as hypothetical. Lineage: Eukaryota; Fungi; Basidiomycota; Tremellomycetes; Tremellales; Cryptococcaceae. Gene Ontology annotation, cellular component: delta DNA polymerase complex. The record is from RefSeq and is a predicted model, not a curated record. The transcript has 5 exons. Gene Ontology annotation, molecular function: DNA-directed DNA polymerase activity. The coding region runs from base 77 to 694 and encodes 205 amino acids. Gene Ontology annotation, biological process: DNA synthesis involved in DNA repair; DNA-templated DNA replication.
UCUCAAUUAUUGUAUAUCCCUGCAUUGACACCUUUCUACUGGCAUAACUCAACUCGCAUCAUAAGAAGGAAAUAACAUGCCACCUAAAAAAGGAUCAUCAACUACUACCAAGUCUUCUGGGAAGACAAAGAAGGCUGCUGGUCUUUCCCAACCUACCCUCGGCUUUCAAUCCCAACGGAAACAUUCCGGGACAAUCAGCAAGUCCAAACCCUCAUUACAGCGCCAGACAUCGACCAUCUCGGAAAUAAAUGUGGAGCCGGAGGGACGAAGUGAUAGCGACAUUGAACUGCUCGCGGGUUCCGACAUGAAGGAUAAAACAACACGUAUGGGGGGGAAUAAAUCUACUGAAAGUAGUGCGCUACCAGAACAAAGGACGGAAGAUGAGGAACCCAAGCAACUAAAAGUGAAAAGUAAAGAAUGGGCCCAAGUUCUGAAGGCUGCCAAAGAAGCUAUGGGGAACCUUGAGCCCAUCCACGCACAUGCCGAUACACACAAUGAUAUACACCAUAUCCUUCGUGUCUUUGACAUGACCGCGAAAUAUGGCCCUUGCGUAGGUAUCAGUCGGCUGGAUAGAUGGAAACGAGCGCAGAAACUGGGUCUUGAACCUCCUGAUGAAAUAAGGACGAUAUUAACAACCCAGCAAGGGCGAGAGGACCCAUCAUAUCGAGAGAAUGUGUUGAAUGCGUGGUUGUAGAUCAUAUCAUGAUUGUCGUCGAUAGUCAUAUCGGCGAUGGGCGCGUGCAGGUACGGCCGUGCGGAGAACGCGGAGAAUUUAACUGGGGAAUUUAAUUUUCGCACCUGGAAUCUCGUCUCCUGGGUUUUGGGCCUGGGGCUUGCGUGAGGCGAAAACGAACCGAAAGUCAUAAUGAUAUCUCGUGUAUACAGUAGUAAAUUGGGUUGUAUGCACUGUACAAAU